Suricata suricatta (meerkat) is the source of this 2002-nucleotide messenger RNA. RefSeq names its product PDZ domain containing 3 (gene NHERF4). Gene Ontology annotation, molecular function: protein-membrane adaptor activity; signaling receptor binding. The coding region runs from base 118 to 1674 and encodes 518 amino acids. The record is from RefSeq and is a predicted model, not a curated record. Gene Ontology annotation, biological process: protein localization to plasma membrane. NCBI's taxonomy places the organism in Eukaryota, Metazoa, Chordata, Mammalia, Carnivora, Herpestidae. Gene Ontology annotation, cellular component: apical plasma membrane. The transcript is spliced from 8 exons.
ACUCGUCCCACAUUUGGAUUUGGCCCUACUGCCCAAUACGUAACUGGGUAGGAGCCUGCCCGGUACCCUAUCACAGGGGUAGCGCCUGCCAGGCACAAGGUGACUUGUGUUGGGGCCAUGUCCCCUCUCCUCCCCCUUUACUGUUGCCUACCUCCCCUUCCAGAUCUCUGGAGUCUGGAGCGGCCUCGCUUCUGUCUGCUGAGCAAAGAGAAGGGCGGGAGUUUUGGCUUCCACCUGAGGCAGGAGCUGGCCAAGGCUGUGCCUGUGGUGUGCAGGGUGGAGCCAGGCACCUCUGCCCAGCACCACGGUCUUCGGGAAGGGGACCGGGUCCUAGGGGUGAACGGCCACGUGGUGGAACAUGAAGACUAUGCCUCGGUGCUGCGCCGCAUCCGGGCCAGCGGUCCCCGCGUGUUGCUGACGGUUGUGGCGCAGCACGUGUACGACGCGGUUCAAGCUCGGCAGGGAAACAGUGCCCACCUGUCUCCUGAGCUCGGCUCCGGGGUCCGGCCCCGACUGUGUCACAUCGUGAAAGAUGAGGGCGGCUUUGGCUUCAGUGUCACCUUCAGUUAUCAGGGUCCUUUCUGGUUGGUGCUGAGUGCUGGAGGAGCGGCUGAGCGGGCGGGGGUGCCCCCUGGGGCCCGGCUGCUGGAGGUCAAUGGGGUCAGCGUGGACAAGUUGACUUACAACCAACUCAACAGGAAGGCUCUCCUCUCCCCCACCCUCAGUGCCUCCUUCCCGGGGCUUCCAGGACAGCCUGCCUCUGCCCUCUCUGCCCAGCUGGUUGAUGCCGACGCCCUGCUGGGUCCCCUGCAGCUUUGGCAGAGUGGAGAGCAAGUGACCCUGCUGGUGGCCGGGCCAGAGGUGGAGGAGCAGUGUCACCGGCUGGGAGUGCCCCUGGCUGCGCCCCUGGCGGAGGGCUGGGCACUGCCCACCAAGCCACGCCUUCUGCACCUACAGAAGGGGCCCCAGGGCUUUGGGUUCCUGCUUCGGGAAGAGAAAGGUCUUGAUGGCCAACCUGGACAGUUCCUGUGGGAGGUGGACCCAGGACUGCCAGCUGAGAAAGCAGGGAUGCAGGCUGGGGACCGGCUGGUGGCCGUGGCUGGGGAAAGCGUGGAGGGGCUGGGCCACGAGGAGACGGUGUCCAGGAUCCAGGCGCAGGGCUCCUCUGCCUCCCUCACUGUUGUCGACCCUGAGGCUGACCGCUUCUUCAGCAUGGUCCGCUUGUCCCCACUUCUCUUCUUGGAGAGCACAGAGGCUCCUGUGUCUCCCCAGGAAAACUGCUCGGCCUCUCUGGUUGAAACCAAGGACCUACCAGUUGAAGAUACAACCACGUCUCUUGCCCCGUGUGGCUCCCGCCAGUGCUUCCUGUACCCUGGGCCCGGGGGUGGCUAUGGCUUCCGACUCACCUGUGUGGCCAGGGAGCCUCGCCUCUUCAUCUCCCAGGUCACUGGAGGAGGCUCAGCUGCCCGGGCGGGGCUGCAGAUGGGAGAUGUGAUUCUGGAGGUGAAUGGGUGCCCCCUGGGUGGGGAGAAUGACGUGGAGAAGCUUCAGCAGCUGGUUGAGGCUGAGCCACCCCUCUGCCUGAAGCUGGCCGCCAGGGCUCCCCAGGGCUUCGAAGCUUCGACUCCCCCAGGGCUCGGAGAGGACUGGGCUCCGGCCUCUGAGCUCCUGUAGUCCGCCUCUGCCUGACACAGAGCCGUGUGUUCAGAGGCCUCCCUGACUUCAUCCUCCUGCUUGCGACAGUAGGGGCUGGGAGCUGUCUUUAAGCCAGAAGCUGCAGCCCUAGGAUUCUGGACACCCCCAAUCACAGGAUUGCCCAGGGUUUCCCUCCCUUCCCAGGGGCCUAACCUCCCAGAAGAGGGUGUGGCCAGAGGCCGCAGCAGGCCCACUAGGGGGCCUGGGAGCCUUGGGAGUUGUGUCCCAAGGAUGAAGUUCUGCCUGAAAAGAAGGAGUGGUGUGGUUUUGUGAUUUUUAAUAAAUUAUACCUUUUCCCAGCACAGAG